This is a messenger RNA of Oryza brachyantha (malo sina), 894 nucleotides long. RefSeq lists its product as uncharacterized. Bases 72 to 740 code for a protein of 222 amino acids. Lineage: Eukaryota; Viridiplantae; Streptophyta; Magnoliopsida; Poales; Poaceae. The record is from RefSeq and is a predicted model, not a curated record. The transcript is spliced from 3 exons.
GUUCGCGCCGCCGUCCUCGACCUCGCCUUGUCGCGUCCCGCUCGUGCGCGCGUCUCCCGCCGCUAGCCUCCAUGCCGCCACUCUGCCUCGCCACCGCGUUCGUGUCCGCGCCGCGCCCGCCAUCACUGUCGUGUUCGCCGGUGCAAAUUUCGGGCGCCGUCGUCGCCACAAUCCCCGCCACCAAUCACUCCCCAAAUCAAGCCACCGAUUGCGCCGCCGCCUUCCUAUUCGGCCUCCACCUUCCUUCCCUCUCCCUCCUUUCCAUACUGGCGACCACCCUACCCUUCUUUUUAAACCCCUCUCCAUCCGCCGCCGCCGGCCAGCAUUAUUGCCUCGUCGACGGCAUCGCCUUCGUCGCCGACCGAACAUCGAUAGCCACCGGCGCACCGCGUCCUCAUGCCGGACCGCCGCCACUGGGAUCACGUCGCCGAUCAGAACCGCCGGGCGUCGUCUCCUCCACCGCCUCCGGGCGGCGUCCCCUCCAUCGACGCUGUUGUCCUCUUAGCUGCCGCGCCAAUCCCGGUUUUUGCCCGUCGAAGCACCGAUCAUCCUCGAAGUCGUCACCGAAGUUUCUCGUGGGUCUGAGCAAGGAUCAAAUUGACUGGCAUGCCCGAGUAUCUUCUCAGAAUUUAGGUCCUGUACUGGAGCUGUCUAAGAUUGACUCCCAGAAGUCAAAGUUGCGUCUAACAAGUAGUUGUUCAAAGAUAAGGCGAGUUGCUAUACUCAAGUACUACAUGUGAGGUUGUGCUGAUGCCAUCGGUUCUCUAAAAAACUGUACUAAUUUUUGUUUUCCAACUGCGUAGUUAACACUCUAUUUUUUAUUUGUUUAAUUAAGACAAUGAAUAUGUACCGAAUUGUUAUAGUGUGUACACGGGCUAGUCCUGAACCGAGAUU